AUGUCCUCCACCUCACACCAUCGAAACACAAACCAGACAGCAGGUGCCAGUGCCAAGCAGCAGCUAGCUAGUAGUUCCAUUCGGUCCUAGCUAGUGCAGGCAUGGCCGCUGGGCUCUCCUUCAAGGCCGUGGCGCUUGCCGCGCUCCUCUCCGUGCUCGUCGCCUAUGGCGCUCGCGCUCAGCAGCAGCCGAGCAACGCCACGGAGUCCCAGGACAGGUCCUUGCUGUCCUACAGCGGUGGCUGGCUCCCGGCCAAGGCCACCUGGUACGGCGCGCCCACCGGCGCCGGCCCCGACGACAACGGCGGUGCGUGCGGGUUCAAGCACACCAACCAGUACCCCUUCUCGUCCAUGACUUCCUGCGGCAACGAGCCCAUCUUCAAGGACGGCAAGGGCUGCGGCUCAUGCUACCAGAUUCGAUGCCUCAAGAGCAACCACCCUGCCUGCUCCGGCGCGCCGCAGACGGUGGUCAUCACCGACAUGAAUUACUACCCGGUGGCCAAGUACCACUUCGACCUCAGCGGGACGGCGUUCGGCGCCAUGGCCAACCCAGGCCUCAACGACAAGCUCCGCCACGCCGGGAUCAUCGACAUGCAGUUCAGGAGGGUGCCGUGCAACUUCCCGGGCCUGACCAUCAACUUCGUCGUCCAACACGGCUCGAACCCCAUGUACCUGGCGGUGCUCGUCGAGUUCGAGGACAAGGACGGCGACGUGGUGCAGGUGGACAUCAUGCAGCACAACUCCGGCUACUGGGAGCCGAUGCACGAGUCCUGGGGAUCCAUCUGGAGGAUCGACCCCAACCGCCCGCUCCAGGGCCCUUACUCGCUGCGCAUCACCAACGAGUCCGGCAGGCAACUCGUCGCCAAGAACGUCAUCCCGGCCAACUACAUCCCCGACACCAACUACCGCUCCUACGUCCAGUACUAACUGCUCGCGUCGAUCGAUCAGAUAGCCGCAUGAUGAGCUCCAUCAUCGGCUUAAGUGUUCUCGCUUAGUGGUGGCCGGCCGUUGUUGGCAAUUGCGCUGAGGAUUUUUCACCUCAGUUCCAUUGUUGGUGUGUGUGUGUGUGUGUGUCCUGAAGAUUUGUGGGAAAUUAGAGGAGGCAAGCAUCAAUGUGCUCUCCCGCCCACUGUCACUCUACCAUUACCGGUGUGUAACCAGCAAAAUAUGGUCAUAAUUUAUACGUGUGCUGCUAUUUAACUAGCAUGCUGUCU
Setaria italica (foxtail millet) is the source of this 1213-nucleotide messenger RNA. RefSeq names its product expansin-B3. Lineage: Eukaryota; Viridiplantae; Streptophyta; Magnoliopsida; Poales; Poaceae. Gene Ontology annotation, biological process: sexual reproduction. The record is from RefSeq and is a predicted model, not a curated record. The coding region runs from base 102 to 926 and encodes 274 amino acids. The transcript has 3 exons. Gene Ontology annotation, cellular component: extracellular region.